ACAAGACACGAACAAUCUCCCUUGUAUCCCUACACUAAAAUCUCAAGCAGAACCAAACCCCACAUCACGAACUACAAUGUCUACCAUGAAGCGCAUGGAGAGCGCCGGAGACAAGUACGCCUUCCCAAAGUCUGCAGCGUCUUUCGAUCGUCACUUCGUAUCUGGCGUCAAAGAUCUUAGAAGAGUAGUCCAUGACACCCUCUACCACUUCCACACGCUACUCCUCUUCACCAACGAUACGAUAAUAGACACGGUCAUUCCCGGCACGUUCUUCGGAGUACUCACUGCUCUCUCCGGGCCGUCUCUGAACCUCCCACCGCAAGGCACGCUUGCUGUGUUACAGAGCAUUCCUCGGAUUUUUCUGUGGCUUUGGCUUAUGGCUUUGCAAUUCAACGUUCAGAAUCAACGGAGCGCGACGUCAGUCGAAGAGGAUGCCAUCAACAAACCCUGGCGUCCGCUUCCGGCAGGAAGAAUCACCACUACGCAGACCAAUCAUCUUCUACUUGCUGCGCAUCUGGUAACUGGAUGUGUCAGCUUCUAUAUGGACGUAUUACCAAUGUACAUCGCGUGGGUCAUCCUGAUCACUGCAUACAACGACUGGGGUGUCAGCGAUUACAGUGGCAUCGUGCGCAAUGUCUUUUAUGGCGCAGGCUUCACGUGCCUUUUCAGCGGUGCUCUCAGUAUUGCACUCGGCUCAGAUACCCCAGUGAGCCGCACAGCCUGGCAAUGGACUCUUCUAUUCACCUUUGGCAUUGUCGGCAUGACCUGUCAAGUUCAGGAGUUCCGCGACGAAGCGGGCGAUCGAGCUCGCGGCCGCCACACCAUUGUGAUCGCGCUGGGCAGACAGUACGCACUAUGGACUGUUGCGGCAACCGUCGCUUUUUGGUCGGUGUACGCACCGUUGAUCUUUCUGUGUGCUCGUUGGGAGGUUGUGGUUAUCUCGGUUGCUGUUGGUGCGCUUCUGGUCGGUACUGCUAUGGCUGGUUUGAAGGAUCAGAAGUUCGAUCGGCAGAUGUACAGGCUUUGGAGUGUUUGGGUGUGCUCGCUCGUUGGACUACCAUUGUUAGCCACUACCUUCCCGUGAAGAAGCUGCUAUGAUCGAAGUAGAGAGCCGAUGGAAAACCAGACGCAAUGCAGCAAUUGCGACAAGAAGUCGACGUGUCGAUGUAUAGGGGACUGAUUACAUGGGUAGAUAACACCCUGCACGAGUAAAAGUAGUCUCAUAUGAAUUGAAGAGCUUAACGAUUGACUCCCGAGGUCAGCGCAGACGCGCCGUUAGCCUGGAGUUGUCCCGUCGUGCACGCUGUCGCGGCCCAUGCUGUACCGAUAACGGAAGCGCGUCCAGGGCGUGACGCCGGCCGGCUCUGUAGAAACUGUCUGGUGGCAUCAAGUUUCCUCGCACCUUCUGCUGAGAGGCUGCAGCUAG
Alternaria rosae is the source of this 1426-nucleotide messenger RNA. Its product is annotated as UbiA prenyltransferase family-domain-containing protein. Lineage: Eukaryota; Fungi; Ascomycota; Dothideomycetes; Pleosporales; Pleosporaceae. Gene Ontology annotation, molecular function: transferase activity, transferring alkyl or aryl (other than methyl) groups. The record is from RefSeq and is a predicted model, not a curated record. Gene Ontology annotation, cellular component: membrane. The transcript has a single exon. The coding region runs from base 77 to 1084 and encodes 335 amino acids.